GACAUUUAUUUUUGUUUUAAGCAGAGAUAUUAUUAUAGCACAUAUAUGAAAUAAAGGAAAAAAGAGCAAAGGCAGCGAAGGUGCUGCUGCUUCUACUGCUUUAUAAUAUUAUCUGUAAUUGCAUCCGUGUUGUGCUAGUGGAUUUCUGUGCAACGGCUGCUUUUGAUUGUGUUAUUGAAGAAGUGAGGACUGAGAAACUAAGAUUAAGAAAAGGGGAGAUUUGGUUCAGUUCGAAGGGGAAGAAGAAGAAAUGGAUUGCAAUAACGAGGAAGAGCCUUGGAAUUGGCGUGGGGAGAAUUAUGGUACUCAAAAGAACUACAUUUUUGAUGCCUCCCAAGGUGCAUGCGCUCAAGUGACCUUGAAUGAGGAAGACCUUUCCUAUAUGUUUGAUGAAGCAACCCCUGUUAAGGAAUGUGGGAAUCUGCCACAUUAUGUUAAUGAUAAUAUGAGCAAGGAACCAGAGGAGAAGAGAGAGGCCUCUUCACAAGCUAAAAGGCGUAGAAUGCUUCAGUUUGACACUCAUGUAAUAGAUUCUUCCCUUGUCUGUGAAGAGAUGCCAUCUGCAUUCCUAAAAUCGAGGGAGAGGGAUGAUUCAACUGAAGAGGCUUUACUUGGUCCGUGCACAUCUCAGUGGAUUGCUGGAUUUUCAGAGGAUGCAUCAGCUUCCAGUUAUGAGGGCCUAGAUCAGUCGUGUGAAGGGUGGCUUGCCGAAUAUUUUAAUGAUGCAGAGAUGCUUCUUUGCUCUGAUGAUAUGAAUCCAAGUGGCGCUUCUGAUGUUCAAAUUGAUAUUUCAGAGUUGUGCAAUGCCCAGCCCGAGUCUCAGGUUGAUGCUGCUCAAAAGCAAGCGAUUCAAACUCCUCGAAAUGUUGUUUACAAAGGUAGGAAAUCUUUCAUACAUGCUGCCCCUAAGAUAGCGUCUUGCGUUGCCUACCCAUUUGAUUUCAUUAAACCCUGUGGCUUCCAUGGAGAUGUUACCCUGAAGGAUAUAAACCAGCGAAUCGGAACUCCACCGCCAUCAAAAUCAGAACAAAGUAAUGAAGAUCUUGCUGCUGCUUUCCCCACUUCUGCUUUUUCUGGGAAGCCUGUUGUCGGCAAAACUAAAAUUCGUACUGAAGGAGGAAAAGGCAGUAUUACCAUUAUGAGAACCAAAGGCUGACUAGAUAAGUGUUCUCGUGAACUCUCUUUUUAUGGCCCUUUGAUCUCCCCGUUAAUUAAACCCGGUGGUUGAGUUCCUCUGUAUUUUCCCCCGUAUGACUGGAAUAGAAUCCGAUGCUAUAUCUUUUUGUCGGAGGUCUUGGAAUUCAUAAUACACAUCAAACUGUUUACUCUUCCA
Molecule: messenger RNA, 1333 nt
Organism: Hibiscus syriacus
Lineage: Eukaryota; Viridiplantae; Streptophyta; Magnoliopsida; Malvales; Malvaceae
Product: protein XRI1-like
Exons: 9
Coding region: 251-1156 (301 amino acids)
Biological process (GO): female meiotic nuclear division; male meiotic nuclear division
Source: RefSeq, a predicted model, not a curated record